Molecule: messenger RNA, 1158 nt
Organism: Mercenaria mercenaria
Lineage: Eukaryota; Metazoa; Mollusca; Bivalvia; Venerida; Veneridae
Exons: 1
Coding region: 1-1158 (385 amino acids)
Biological process (GO): DNA integration
Molecular function (GO): nucleic acid binding
Source: RefSeq, a predicted model, not a curated record
AUGACGCAGCAAAACGUAACUAAGGCGAAAGUAUCAGACAUUGCUGAGGAAUACCUCAAAUUCAUAGCUCUGAAUGAUGUACCGGAAGCAUUAACUGCACGAGAAAUUGAACAAGUCUCGUCAUGUGAUCCUGAGAUUACGCAACUACGAAGGGAGAUCCGUAAAAACGGUGAUUUUAAGGAUUUACCUGACUACAAACAUGUUAGAAAAGAACUAACUGUUUUGGGGAAAAUGGUGUUACGUGGAACUCGUAUCGUUAUUCCGAAAUCUUAUCGAUAUAGAAUAGUCAAAUUAGCACACCAAGGCCAUCAGGGAAUCGUGAAAACAAAGCAGAAAUUGCGCAACACUGUAUACUGGCCUGGUACGGACAGUCAGGUCGAACGAGAAGUUAAAAAGUGUCAUAGUUGUCAGUUAGUAGGUCAGCCGGAGAAGCCAGAACCGGUGUCGAGAACAAAAUUGCCAGAGGGACCAUGGCAAUACUUAUCGAUAGAUCUUAUGGGACCAUUUCCAAAUAAAGGUGAUUAUGUGUUUGUUGUUAUUGAUUAUUUCAGUAGAUGGUACGAGUUGGAUAUUAUGAAAAGCAUAACUUCAAGUAAAAUCAUUGAAAGUUUGGACAAAAUGUUCGUUACACAUGGAUUACCAACUUUAAUAAGGUCUGGUAACGCACCAAAUUUCAAAUCUGAGGAGUUCGAGGAUUAUUUACGUGAUCAUGCAAUUGAGCACUUAACACGUAUACCAUAUUGGGCUCAAAGCCACGGGGAAGUCGAACGCAUAAAUAGGACAAUAUUGAAAACAAUUAAAACUGAAAUAGGGAAUUGGAGAAAACAUCUGAAUGAGUUUAUUUUCGCGUACAGAACAACGCCGAACACAGUAACAGGAGUAUGUCCUGCUGAACUGAUAAUUCGUAGGAAACUUUGUACUAAGUUACCUUAUUUGGUUGACAGGGAGGCUGAAAAAUGUGACUUUCGACAAAGGGACAUGAUCCAGAAAGAAGUAGGGAAGGAGUAUGCAGAUACUCACAGAAAUGUGAAAUACAGUGACAUUUUAAAAGGUGACAAAGUUCUCGUUGAACAAAAAGAACAUAAUAAGCUCACGCCACGGUUUGAACAAGAACCAUAUGUCGUAACAGAAAAAAAUAGGAAACCAGGUAUCGCUUGA